Sphenostylis stenocarpa is the source of this 500-nucleotide messenger RNA. Lineage: Eukaryota; Viridiplantae; Streptophyta; Magnoliopsida; Fabales; Fabaceae. The record is from the annotation of a GenBank genome assembly.
CUCUCGGCCUUGACCCCACACAUCUCCAACUCACUAGGGCCACUCAUUUUCCAUCCCUACCUCCCUUAUUGUAUCCACCUCACAGGAUCACCCUCGCCCCUUUACUCCUCACUCACCGCGUGAGUCACCAAAGGCCUCCCACACAGCCAGCAACCAUUCCCUCAUCUCAUUCCAACUAUCACCAUCAACAGCCCUCACUCGCCCCUCAUCUUGGAACUUCUCCUUCACUAGCCACCGCAUCUCCAUCUCCCAAUCAUCUAGCCACUCACCCCACUACCCUAGCCUCAACGGCAGCUUCCACCAUCUUCACCGUGCACCACCACUGUGAGGCCAUCGUGAACACCGUCGAGUCGUGGUCGUGCCUCCCAGCCUUUGCCGCGAGCCCUAGUUGCUGUCACGACUGCACCCUAACCCAAUCUCCACAAAGAUGCACGACGCUUUGCACCACCCAUCACUUCAGCAUGUUAGAAAAUGAGGCUAAGAUCAAGAGGAGGGGGUGA